Molecule: messenger RNA, 1601 nt
Organism: Fukomys damarensis (Damara mole-rat)
Lineage: Eukaryota; Metazoa; Chordata; Mammalia; Rodentia; Bathyergidae
Product: L-threonine 3-dehydrogenase, mitochondrial
Exons: 10
Coding region: 220-1365 (381 amino acids)
Biological process (GO): L-threonine catabolic process
Molecular function (GO): L-threonine 3-dehydrogenase activity
Source: RefSeq, a predicted model, not a curated record
CCCCAGCGGGCCGGUUUGGGGGGGGGGUCCCCGCUUCAGGGUUGGCGGAGAGGGUUAAACAGGAGUUCCGGGCUCAGCUGUCCCAGAGACCGGAUUUCUCCUCCAGUCUCUCCUGUUCAGAGGACGCUCUAUGGAACCAGAGGCUUUAGAGGUGCGAGAGACCCCUUGGCCAGUGUGGCCCGCAAAGGUGAUUUCUCCCCUGGAAAAGUCACAUCGAGGAUGUUUUGGAAGCAGAUGCCGGUCAAGAUGCUGUGGCGCAUUGUGGGUGGCCCGGCGCGGACCCUGACCUGCAGCAGCCAGGCCGCCAUCCUGCCACCUGUCCUGCCAGCCCGAUCUCUCAGCAGCUCCCCUGUGCAGACCCCAGCAGAUGCCCAUUUGCACUCUGCCUCUCCCUUGGAAACUGGCCCUCCCCGGGUCUUGAUUACAGGGGGUCUCGGCCAGCUGGGAAUGGGCCUGGCUAACCUUUUGCGGAAGCGAUUCGGGAAGGACAAUGUGAUUUUGUCGGACAUAAAGAAACCCCCCAGCCACGUCUUCUGUAGUGGCCCAUUUGUGUUCGCUGACAUCUUGGACCGCCAGAACCUCCGGGAGGUCGUGGUGAACAACCGCGUCACUUGGCUGCUCCACUACAGCGCUCUGCUUAGCGCCGUGGGCGAGGCGAACGUGUCCCUGGCCAGAGCCGUGAACAUCGCCGGGUUGCACAACGUUCUGGACAUCGCUGCGGAACACAGACUGCGACUGUUUGUUCCCAGCACGAUUGGGGCUUUUGGGCCGACCUCUCCCCGGAACCGAACCCCUGACCUCAGCAUCCAGAGACCCAGGACCAUCUAUGGGGUGUCCAAGGUCCACGCGGAGCUCAUGGGGGAGUAUUACUGUCACCGGUAUGGACUCGAUUUCCGAUGCCUGAGAUACCCCGGAGUCAUUUCCGCCGACUCCCAGCCUGGGGGAGGAACAACAGACUACGCCAUCCAGAUUUUCCACGACGCUGUGAAGACCGGCAAGUUUGAGUGCAACCUGAGACCCAGCACCAGGCUUCCAAUGAUGUAUGUGGAUGACUGUCUCCGGGCCACCCUGGAGGUCAUGGAGGCCCCGGCCGAGUCCUUGUCCAUGCGGACCUACAAUGUCACCGCCAUGAGCUUCACCCCCGAGGCGCUGGCCCAGGAGAUUGCCAAGCACGUGCCCGAGUUCCGCAUCACAUACUGCGUGGACCCCGUCAGGCAGGCCAUAGCCGACAGCUGGCCCAUGAGCUUGGACGACAGCACGGCACGGAAGGACUGGGGGUGGAAGCACGACUUUGAUCUUCCGGAGUUGGUAACAACGAUGCUGAACUUGCACGGCUGUGACACCAGAGUUGCCCAAGCCAACUGAAGGCGUCAGAGGAGCCGCUCCCAGGUCCUGCGGGGCCAGGACAACGUCUGGCUCAGUUCUCAGCCCCAGCCCACCUGCAGAGGAGCUGCCCCAGACCUUCUGACCGGACUGCUGUGUGGACUCUCAGAUCAAUGCUCAGCUACCUCCCGAAGCCACCUGCCUGGGGCACUUCAUGCCCCACCCAUCAGCUGUGGCCACACAUGAUCAUGGCCACGGUGGAUUCAAAGGCAUUAUAU